Podospora anserina S mat+ is the source of this 1938-nucleotide messenger RNA. RefSeq lists its product as uncharacterized. Lineage: Eukaryota; Fungi; Ascomycota; Sordariomycetes; Sordariales; Podosporaceae. The transcript has 6 exons. The record is from RefSeq and is a predicted model, not a curated record. Gene Ontology annotation, biological process: carbohydrate metabolic process. Gene Ontology annotation, molecular function: hydrolase activity, hydrolyzing O-glycosyl compounds. Bases 1 to 1938 code for a protein of 645 amino acids.
AUGCCUAUCUUACUUUACGCCCACCUCUGUUUGGUCUUCUUGGCACUCGCUGUCACCGCCGGGCCUCAGGAUGCCUACACCAUCUUUACGACAGUUUUAGUGACAGCGACAAAAACGAUUAGAGACUCUGACGCGACGGCUGCCCCUUCAGCCCAUGCAGCUGCUCCGUACCAGCUCCUACGCCCUCACCUUGACACACCAUGGACUGACAAGGUUGGCACAAGCCCCUGGCCGCAGUAUCCACGUCCUCAACUCCGUCGCGAGCCAUGGCGGUCGCUGAACGGAAUAUGGACCUACCAGUCAGCUCAAGGAGCUGGGGAUGUCAAGAGUCCGCCUCGAUUGCCCCUUCGCCAAGAGGUUUUGAUCCCCUCUUGCAUCGAAAGUGGCAUCUCCGGGAUCAUGACCGAGGGCAUGACGCACAUGUGGUUUGGCACGACCUUUACGAUCCCUCUCGAGUGGAGAGGUGGGAAACGUGUUUUGUUGAAUUUCGAAGCAGUGGACUACGAAGCAACGGUGUUUAUCAAUGGCGUCCAGCUCGCGUUUCAUCGUGGUGGAUAUUUUCGGUUCAGCUUGGAUGUCACUGAGAAGAUCAACUUUGACGGACCAAACGAGCUGCAAGUGUUUGUCUUCGAUCCAACAGACGAUCAAAGCAUCCCACAAGGGAAGCAGACCAAACGUCUCUCGCACAUUUUCUACACGCCCUGCAGCGGUAUUUGGCAGACAGUAUGGCUUGAGAGCGCUUCCAACAAUCAUAUCAAGUCAUUGGAUCUGACGGCCAACAUGAACGGCGACGUAACUUUCACCGUACAUAGUUCCCAGAACCAAUCCACCCCGAUUAGCAUUGAGGUAUCCACGAAAUCAGGGGAAGUGGUAGGGCGAUUCGAUGCAGAGUCAGACCGGCAGUUUGUGUUCAAUGUCCCUGGCCCACAACUCUGGUUCCCUGAAACACCUACUCUCUACAAUGUCACGGUCAAAAUGGGUGAUGACUUGAUUGAGAGUUACACGGGAUUCCGGACCAUCUCCACAGGAGUCGUCAAUGGAAUCAAAAGGCCUCUUCUGAAUGGGAAAUUCGUUUACCUUUUCGGGCCUCUUGAUCAGGGAUAUUGGCCAGAUGGCCUUCAUCUGCCACCGACUCUCGAAGCAAUGGUGUACGAUCUGGAGCUUGUCAAAAGUCUUGGCAUGAACUUGGUUCGCAAACAUAUCAAAAUUGAGCCGGACCUCUUUUACGAGGCAUGUGAUCGGCUCGGUCUGCUGGUCAUGCAAGACAUGCCUUCCAUGAGGGUCCACACCAAUGCUCGACCAACUGAUGCCGAACAAGCCGAGUUUGAACGUCAGCUCGAAAUCAUGAUCAAGGAACACAGAAAUUACCCAAGCAUUGUCACCUGGGUCAUCUACAACGAAGGCUGGGGCCAAAUUACGGAUCGCUAUCCAGAGUUUCAUAUCACGGACCGCAUUCGACAGCUUGAUCCAACACGGCUGAUUAAUUCCGUAACAGGGUGGCAUGAUCACGGAGCUGGGGAUUAUCAUGAUAAUCACCAUUAUGCCGAUCCCCAGUGCGGUACACCAUUCUACUCGCUGCCAAACACACCAUAUGACUCCAGCCGGAUUGGAUUCCAAGGAGAGUAUGGAGGACUCGGCCACCGACCGUUGGAUGAACAUCUCUGGCCGGUGCAAGCGGCCGUUAGGACGAUCAAUGAAACGUAUGAGAUGCAUGCCGAUGAGGCAUCUUACAACUACCGUGCACAUGUGUUGUUCGACUUGCUACGACAGCAGGUUGAGCACUUUGCAUGCAGUGGUGCUGUGUACACUCAAACGUCGGACGUGGAAGGGGAGGUCAAUGGGCUUGUGACCUACGACCGUCGCGUGGUGCGUGUGGAUGUAACGCAAUGGAAAGCCGACAUACAGGCGCUGUACGACGCUGCGGCAGCUCGGGCUUGA